Molecule: messenger RNA, 1520 nt
Organism: Acanthopagrus latus (yellowfin seabream)
Lineage: Eukaryota; Metazoa; Chordata; Actinopteri; Spariformes; Sparidae
Gene: rbmx2
Product: RNA binding motif protein X-linked 2
Exons: 7
Coding region: 162-1199 (345 amino acids)
Biological process (GO): mRNA splicing, via spliceosome
Cellular component (GO): precatalytic spliceosome; U2 snRNP; catalytic step 2 spliceosome
Molecular function (GO): RNA binding
Source: RefSeq, a predicted model, not a curated record
AAAAAAUAAUUGUUUAGUCAUUCAGUCCCAUAGACGGAGCUUGUAGUGGACUCAUCCAACCAGGAGGCGGUAGCAGAGGCGGGAAUUUACCCGGAAGUGGAUCGUAUCAGGAAGGCAGCCCUCUUCUACCGCAGCAUCGCUUCUGUUUCAUGUAAAUCACCAUGAAUCCACUGACGAAGGUGAAGCUGAUCAAUGAACUGAAUGAACGCGAGGCCGACCUCGGGGUGAAGGAGUCUGUGUCCUGGCACACUGAGUACAGAGACAGCGCCUGGAUAUUUGUUGGUGGAUUUCCAUUCGAGCUGACUGAAGGUGACAUCAUCUGCGUCUUCUCUCAGUAUGGAGAGAUCGUCAACAUCAAUCUGGUGCGAGACAAGAAGACAGGGAAGUCCAAAGGCUUCUGCUUCAUCUGCUACGAGGACCAGAGGAGCACCGUCCUGGCUGUGGACAACUUCAACGGCAUCAAGAUUAAAGGUCGGACGAUUCGUGUGGAUCAUGUUAAAGACUACCGUCCUCCCAAAGACCACGAGGACAUCGAUGACGUGACCAAACAACUGAGGGAGGAAGGCUGCGCUCCCAAAGCCCAGCAGUCAUCCUCCUCGUCCUCAGAGGAGGAGGAGCAGUACGCCAUCCCUGUGAAGAAGCCCAAAAAAGACAAGAAAGAGAAGAAGAAAAAGAAGAAAGAGAAGAAGGAGAAGAAGAAGGCAGAGAAGGAGAAGGAGAAAGAGAGAGGGAGCCGGGCGCUGCACUCCUCCUCCUCCUCACCUCCUCCUCCUCCUGCCUUCAGAGUCAAGGAGGAGAAGGAGGACGCCGGCUACGACAAGUACAACCAGAGGGCGGCGCCACCGGGAGGACAACAGAACGGACAGAGAGCGAGGGACAGCGAGAGACUCCGGGGGGAGGAGGAGAGGAGGAGGGGGGAGACAGACAGGGAGAGAGAGGAAGACAGGAGGAGGAAUCGUGAGAGGGAGGGCGAGAGGAAGAGAGAGACAGACAGAGAGUAUGAGAGAAGAAGAGAGUCUGAUCGGGACAGAGAUAGCGACAGACGAAGAGAGACAGAAAGAGACGAUAGAAGACGAGAAAGAAGAGACACGGACAGAGACGACAGAAGAAGAGACACGGACAGAGACGACAGAAGAAGAGAGAUGGACAGAGACGACAGAAGAAGAGAGAUGGACAGAGACCGUCCUCGUAAACACUGAGAGCAUCUGAUGGUGUAAAAACAUGAAGACAGACUGACGUCGUAUCACGUUCUCUGAUCGUUAGCGCCCUCUGGUGGCUGCAGGGUUCAUUACACAAACAGCUCUCAGUCAAAGGAUCCAGUUCUGAGUUCUGGUUUCAUCUGUCUGUUGUCUCAUGUUCACUCAGUUCGGUGUAAAUAGUUUCUCUCCUCCUCGGUGUCAACGGCUGCUGUAGUGAAAUGUUUUCAGGCUGUGACGUCUCCUGUUUCCAUCCUCCAGUCCAGGAGAGAUUAAAUGUUUGAGUUUUGUAAUAAAAGAAAAGAAAAGUCUUCACCUGUGAUC